AUGGUGCUGCUGAGUCCUUCAAUAUGCGGAAUUAGAAAGUUACUUGCAAUCUAUGAAGGAUAUGCUGAGCAACAUGGCCUAAGAUACAAUCCUAAGAAAAGUGAGUUGUUAGUCUUUACAGGGAAAAAUAAAAGUCCAACACGUGUCCCUCCUGUUCAACUUAGUGGUACACUUUUACAGAGUGUAACUGAAUUUAAAUAUCUGGAACACAUUGUUACUGAACAUUUAAAAGACGAUAAAGACAUGGAAAGAGAACGUAGGGCGUUGGCUGUAAGGGCCAAUAUGCUGGCUCGAAGGUUUGCUGGUUGUUCUGUACCUAUUAAAAUUACACUAUUUAAAGCUUACUGCCAAACAUUCUACACCAGCAGCCUUUGGGCUAGCUGUACUCGAAGAGCGGCACACGCCUUGCGAGUACAAUACAAUAAUGUCUUCAGGGCGCUGUUGAGGCUACCAUAUUACUGUAGUGCGUCAGGCAUGUUUGCAGAUGCUCACACUGACGAUUAUUUCGCGAUAAUGCGUAAGAAUGUGGCGUCAUAA
Melitaea cinxia (Glanville fritillary) is the source of this 537-nucleotide messenger RNA. RefSeq lists its product as uncharacterized. NCBI's taxonomy places the organism in Eukaryota, Metazoa, Arthropoda, Insecta, Lepidoptera, Nymphalidae. The transcript has a single exon. Bases 1 to 537 code for a protein of 178 amino acids. The record is from RefSeq and is a predicted model, not a curated record.